Messenger RNA from Eufriesea mexicana, 2775 nucleotides. RefSeq names its product Protein interacting with APP tail-1 (gene Pat1). Lineage: Eukaryota; Metazoa; Arthropoda; Insecta; Hymenoptera; Apidae. The record is from RefSeq and is a predicted model, not a curated record. Gene Ontology annotation, molecular function: protein binding; ubiquitin-like ligase-substrate adaptor activity. The transcript has 9 exons. Gene Ontology annotation, biological process: intracellular protein transport; proteasome-mediated ubiquitin-dependent protein catabolic process. The coding region runs from base 88 to 1833 and encodes 581 amino acids. Gene Ontology annotation, cellular component: Cul2-RING ubiquitin ligase complex.
GCAUUACGGUAGCAUAUGCGCAUGACAACGUGACAGCAAUUAUUGUGGCUGUGUGCGCAUUCGUGAUUACCGAAGGCCUCUAGGAAAAUGGCCGAAACACGUAAUCCACCGGUGUUUUCCCCAAAAACUCUUUACCAAUUAAGUGUAUUGGCGGUUGCAAACAAGUUUCUAAACUUGAGGAAGUAUCUUCCCGAUCUACCAAACGAUGUGUUGUUCGAUGUUUAUUAUCAGUUGUAUAAAGAAAAAAGAUUAUGUUCAUUGGGAAUUGAGUUCAGUAAUCUAGAGAUUUUUUCUAAGAUGUUAACAGUCACUAGUCGCCGUGUACAUUUACUACAAAGUUUUCAGAGCCUUAUAGAUCAUGGAAUACGAGUUGAAGAAGAAUUAAGUAUGAGAUAUGCAGUAUGCUACCUUAAUGUUAGUGAGAAUCCAGCUGCUGAAGAAAAAUUAAUAAAUCUAGGUCUAAGAAUUGGUGGAUUUUUCAGUGAUGCUGGUUGGUAUGCAAAAAGUGAACAGGUGUUGCUAGCAUGUAAACAAUUAUGUCUUGCAAAUAAUUCUACACCUCAGAAUUGGUGUAGAACAUUAGAAUGUUGUCGAAAACUUUUACAUGUACAAGCGGCAUAUUGUGAAUUUUUACAAGCAGCAAAGACACACCAACUUGCUGUAGAGUUGAUAAAGCAAUUGAAAGAGGCAGGAUAUAAUGACUAUAAUUAUGCUGUUAUAUAUACUGAGUUUAGUAUAUUUUUCUACAUGAAAAGCGAGUAUGAUGAAGCUUAUAGAUGGAGUAUAGAAGCACUUAAACAACUGAAAUGUACGUUGUCUGCUCGUGUCACUGUUGAUGUUUUAAGACAGUCAGCAAAAUCGUGUUUAUUAAAACGUGAAUUUCAGAGAGCAGGUCUCUUAAUCAGACAAGCUGUAUAUCUUGCUAAAAAAGUAUUUGGAGUAGAUCAUCCAGUAUAUAGUAAUGUCCUUAUUGAUUAUGGAUUUUACUGGUUAAAUUUUGACAACAUAAUCAACAGUGUAAAUCUUUAUAAGGAUGCAUUAGCUAUUAGAACAGAAAUAUUUGGAAAAAUGAAUUUACAUGUUGCAUUGGCAUACGAGGAUUUAGCUUAUGCUCUUUAUGUAUAUGAAUAUAAAUCUGGUGAAUUCCCAGAAGCAAGUGUUCACAUUGAGAAAGCAAUAGACAUAAUGUUAAACCUUUUACAUGGGGAUCAUUUGUUGUUAGCGAGCGCAAAAAGAAUAAAUGCAUUAAUUCUCGAAGAAAUAGCACUAGAUAGUACAUCGUCGCCAUUAUCGAAACAAAAUCUGCUAUUCAAGGCUGAAUGCCUUCAUUUAUCUGCUUUAAAAUCGGCAAAAGAGGCAUUUGGCGAAAGAAACGUGCAAACAGCGAAGCAUUAUGGAAAUUUGGGUCGUGUAUAUCAAAGCAUGGGGAAAUGUAAGGAAGCUGAAGCAAUGCAUCUUAAAGCUAUACGUAUUAAGGAAGAGUUAUUAGGACCCGACGAUCAUGAAGUUGGAUUAAGUAUAGGACAUUUAGCUUCGUUAUAUAAUUACCAUAUGAACCAAUACAAAGACGCUGAGAAGCUCUACUAUAGAAGCAUCGAGAUUAGUUUGAAAUUAUUCGGUAAAAGCUACAGUGGCCUAGAAUAUGAUUAUCACGGACUGUUGAACGUUUAUACAAAACUAAACGAAUAUGACAAAGUUCUAGAAUAUGCAACAAUAUUGAACAAUUGGAAAAUGUUAAGAGAUGAACAUUUGGAAUCGGAAGAACCAACAAUCGAUCCUAAAAGACGACCACAACCAAUCGAGGAAGUAAUUGAGACAUUCUUUUUUAUGUAAUAUAGCUGUAUAUUAAUGUUUUAAUAAUCAUUAUCUCGCCGAUUGACAUAUAACUAAUUCCAAUUUUAUUGGAGUAACUCGGGCCAAAGUAUGAAUGAAAUCACGAGUUACGUUAUAUGACCUAGGGUAUCGUAAAUCAUAUAUUUUUGGCUGUAUCAUUAAGGUUUUUCAAACAUAGUCACAUGAAGUUCAUGUUUCUUCUUCGUACCUCACAAUUUUUUACAUAUUAAUUACUUUCAACAGAAAGUAACGACUAGUUUUAGACAAAAAUCAAUAAUAUUUGAAGCAAAAUGUUUUUGCGCCUUAAUCAAUUAUUAGAAGCAUUUAGAACAUGUUUGUCAUUAUAAGAUUCGUACACGUUUUAUAUAUAUUAUAUUCUGCCAAUAUUCCCACAACACAAGAAACCGACUUAAUUAUUUUUAUCGUUGGCGAUACCAUCCUAUCUACACACGAAAAUUUAAAAAUCGCACACUCCAUGUUACAACAGCAUAUCUUACAAAUUGAACAGUGGUUAAGAAUAUGAAAAAUAGAAGUGAACGCGGACAAGUGUAAGUACAUAACAUUCAUCCUAAGGAAAGGUAUUAUCCAGUUACACUAAACAACACUAUUGCUCCACAAACCAAAAUAGUUAAGUAUUUAGACAUGCAUCUGAUUUCAUGGCUCACAAGGAAACACCACAUACGAACAAAAAUAAAUCAGAUCCGCAUUAUAAGCAAAGACAUGUUUUGGCUUACUAGUAAACAAUCCAAACUAAAUCCAGGCAACAAACUAUUAAUUUAUAAAACCAUCAUUAAACUGAUCUGGACCUAUGGGAUUUAGCUAUGGGACAUGGUAGCUAAGAUCCAUACAAUAAAAUUAGAAUCAGUGCAAUCCAUCUUAGAACUGUAAUCAAUGCACUAUGGUAUACGUAACAACAAAAUAUGCAAAAAUUUUCAGAUCACA